AUGAACAACUCGCAGUUCCGACGGCUGCUUGUCGACAUCCCCAAGACGCGAGAUGGAGACAAGCAAAAGUCUCCAACUGCGCCAACGCCGAGGGCGGUGCUGGGUGCACGCAAACACUCGAGCAUCCCCAUGACGCCUCGCCAGGUUGGAAGAGGCUCGGUGCAGGCCGACUUCGCCCGCCAGCUCGCCGAGCGCAACGCCAAAAACAACCCUCAGAAGAAGGCCACAUCUUCUGCGCCCAAGGGCACCAAGCUUGCUGCAGGAUACACGGAUCGCACCAAGACGCGCGACGACGAUGAAGACAACGAUAUCGCAAAACGUAUAAAGAACCUCGAGGAGUCCAUGAAGCUUGGGCAAAUCGACCGCGAGACGUUUGAGAAGCUGGUACAGGACAUUACUGGCGGUGAUGUUGGCACUACGCAUCUAGUCAAGGGCCUCGACAGAAAACUGCUCGAAAGAGUGCGACGUGGCGAGGAUGUUCUAGGAGGCCAGGACAAGAAAGUACAAGAAGAGGAACAAGACGCCGAUGAGGCACCAGAUGUCGAGGACGCCUUCGACGAGCUAGCCGAAGCUGAGAUUGGUCCUGUUGUGCGCGAAAGGGUAGAGAAAAAGGGCGAAAAGAUAUCUUCGCCGCCUCCAGUCGCAGGCGUCAAGCGGAGUCGUAACGACAUCCUAAAGGAGCUCAAGAGACAGCGAGAGGAAGCUGCUGCGGCAGCGGCAGCCGAGCACGAGAAAAAGUUCCCCACUCUAGGGCCUGGGUUCCGCAAGAUAAAUGCAAAAGGCGAGACAUCACGCAUCGAGACGGACGAAAAGGGACGCGAGGUACUCAUCAUCACCGGCCCAGACGGCAAAGAGAAAAGGAAGGUCAAGAAGCAGAAAACAGAACCCCAACCUACACCUCAAGUGCGCCAUGAUUUGGACGACGAGAAGAAGCCCAUCAACAUGCACAAUCUCCCCGUACCCAAGAAAGACGAGUCAGAAGACGAGGAUAUAUUUGAAGGAGUUGGUUCCAACUACAACCCAUUGGCUGAUCUGGACGACGGGGACGACUCCGACGAAGCAAUAGCAGACCCACAAUCUUCCGUUCCGAAGGCAGACAACGGCGGACAAUUAUCAGAAGGCGAGGUGUCUUCUAGUGAAACAGAAACGAAUAACCAGAAAUCGUCCAAAGACGCCGUGUCUGGCGCGCCUUCGAAACGAGACUACUUCAAGUCAGUGGCCCGUAGUACUGAUGCCAGCCAAGGCUCCAAUGUUGCUGCUGCCGAUGCAACUGUACGCGCUGCUCUUGCAAAGGUGCGAAACCUGGAUGAGAACUCCACGCUGCUGCAGAACCUGGGAUCGUCAGAUCCCAGCGAUCCCGCAGCAAAGGAGGCACGUCUCAAAAAGCGUGCUGCCGAGCUAGCUGCUUCUGACCGCGAUAUGGAGGACAUGGAUAUGGGCUUUGGCGCGUCACGCUUUGAUGAUGCUGAAGACAUGGAGAGAGAAGGCGAAAAGAUCAAAUUUAGCCAAUGGAAAGGGCUCGGUGCAGAGGGCGAGGAAGACGAGGGCGAAGAUGGCACAAGAGGCCCAAGGAAGCAACGUAAGCGUGGGGGCAAGAAGAAAAAAGGUGACAAGAACAAUGCUGAUGAUGUACUGAAUGUCAUGGAGAGACAAAAGGAGAGUAAGUCCAAGACACUGGGCUGA
Molecule: messenger RNA, 1683 nt
Organism: Bipolaris oryzae ATCC 44560
Lineage: Eukaryota; Fungi; Ascomycota; Dothideomycetes; Pleosporales; Pleosporaceae
Exons: 2
Coding region: 1-1683 (560 amino acids)
Biological process (GO): mRNA splicing, via spliceosome
Cellular component (GO): nucleus
Source: RefSeq, a predicted model, not a curated record